Molecule: messenger RNA, 5115 nt
Organism: Gopherus evgoodei (Goodes thornscrub tortoise)
Lineage: Eukaryota; Metazoa; Chordata; Testudines; Testudinidae
Product: zinc finger protein 850-like
Exons: 6
Coding region: 317-4447 (1376 amino acids)
Source: RefSeq, a predicted model, not a curated record
GAGAGCGAGCAAGCGAGCGAGCGAGCGAGCGAACUCGGGGAAAGUGCUGGGGAUGGGCAGGACAGUGACUCGGGCAAGGGCUGCUUUCCGCCGCCCCGGAGUCCCAGCACUGCUGCUGCUGCCCGCCCGGACACACCUCGGCUCUGCCUGCUCUUAGCGCCUGCCCCGGGCAGAGCCAGCGCGCCCCCGACCAAUGCAACAAUAAGCCAGUCCCCCCCGCCAGAGGACGGAAGAAGGGGACCAGUUACCGUCGAGGAGGCGGCUGUGUAUUCCACCGAGGGGCAGUGAGUGAGCGAAUCUGGAUCCCACGGACGAGAUGCAGGAGAACUAUGAGAAUGUGAUCUCACUGGCGGAGGAGAUUGCGAUCAGCUGGCCCCGGAUAACUGCAUUUGCCGAGUCACACAGGAGGAGAGGAUUGGUCUCUGUUUCCUUUCCUAGACCCAGGGAGUUACUGGAUUCUCUCGUUGUUCCAGCAGAUGAUGGGAUGGUGAGUGAGAAUGAGGAGGAAGAUGCUCAGCAGGGAGGCCUUGAGAAGGUGGAUGCCCAGGGCACGAUGCCGGGCAAGUCCAAGGGAAGCGUUCCCCAGAGUGCUGAUGUGGGGAAAGCCAUCGAGGGCCCACGGAAAGUGGAAGGACAGCCAAGGAAGCCCUCAGGCAAGAGGCAGGGCAAAUCCGCUCACCGUGGUUUCAAAAAGUUCCACCAGCGGAGCCUGCUGGGGCACAGCCGGUGCCAUGACUGCGGCAAGAGCCUGGGCUUCGGCUCAGGCUUCAACAAGCGCCCACGUCUGCGCAGCGCUGAGAAGCCCUACAAGUGCAACGAGUGUGGCAAGUGCUUCCGGCUCAGUUCCACUCUCAUCACCCACCAGCGCCGCCACGCCAGCGAGAAGCCCUACAAGUGUGCCGACUGCGGCAAGAGCUUCAGCGUGGGCUCAGCCUUCAUCCAGCACCAGCGGGUCCACACUGGCGGCGUCAAGCCCUGCCAGUGCAAUGUCUGCGGCAAGAGCUUCAGUGCCAGCACCAGCCUGGUCAAGCACCAGAAGCUGCACCUGGAAGAGAAGCCUUACAAGUGCGACGAGUGCGGCAAGGGCUUUAACUGGAACUCGCACCUGGAACGCCACCGACGCAUCCACACCGGCGAGAAACCCUACACCUGCCCUGAAUGUGGGAAGAGCUUCAGCUGGAGCUCCCACCUGGACCGCCACCGCCGCACCCACCUGGGCGGGGAGAAGGCCUGCAAGUGCACUGACUGCGGUCGUUGCGUUGGCCCUAAUGGCACCAAGCCCCAGCGCGGAGGAGGAGCCGCUGCCGCCACCGAGAAGCCCUACCAGUGUCCCGAAUGUGGCAAGGGCUUCAACAAGAGUGCCACGUUGGCCAAGCACCGGCGUUCCCACACAGGCGACAAGCCCUACAAGUGUGAGGAGUGUGGCAAGAGCUUCGGGCUGAGCACCUCCCUGCUGCAGCACCAGCGGAGCCACGCAGCCGGCAAGCCCUACCAGUGCGGCGACUGCGGCAAGAGCUUCGCCUGGAGUUCCCACCUGGACCGGCACCGGCGCAUCCACAUGGGGGAGAAGCCCUACCGCUGCGGGGACUGCGGCAAGAGCUUCUCGCAGAGCUCCCACCUGGAGCGGCACCAGCGGGUGCACCUGGGCUCAGAGCAGCCCUGCCAGUGCACCGACUGCGGGAAGAGCUUCCUGGCCAGCGCCAAGCGGCGCCGCGUGCUGAGCGGGGAGCGUCCCUGCAAGUGCACUGACUGUGGGAAGAGCUUCCUGUGGGGCUCCCGCGCCAGGCCUUCCCCUGUGGCAGAGAGGACCCACAAAUGCACGGAGUGCGGGAAGAGCUUCACCUACCGGGCGGAGAACGUCAAGCACCAGGGCACGCAGACGGGCGAGAAGCCCUACACCUGCCCUGAGUGUGGCAAGAGCUUUGGGCAGAACUCGGCCCUGGUGAAGCACCGGCGCAUGCACACCGGCGAAAAGCCCUACAAGUGCGAGGACUGCGGGAAGAGCUUCAGCGUCCGCUCCAACCUCAUCAAGCACCAGCGCACCCACCUGGGCGAGAAGCCCUACAAGUGCCCUGACUGCGGCAAGGGCUUCAUCCAGAAGUCAGACCUGACCAAGCACCGGCGCAUGCACACUGGGGAGAAGCCCUACAAGUGCAACGUCUGUGGGAAGUGCUUCAGCGUCAGCUCCAACCUCAUCAAGCACCAGCGCAUCCACCUGGGCGAGAAGCCCUACCAGUGCUCUGAGUGUGGCAAGAGCUUCAUCCAGCGCUCGGAGCUCACCAUCCACCAGCGUGUGCACACUGGCGAGAAACCCUACAAGUGCCCCGAGUGUGGGAAGUGCUUCAGCCGCAGCUCCCACCUCAACCGACACAAUAGAAUCCACACCGGAGAUAAACCCUAUAAAUGCCUAAACUGUGGGAAAAGCUUCACUUUGAGCUCCACCUUGAUAAAACAUCAGAAAACUCACACAGGGGAGAGACCCUAUAAGUGUCCUAACUGUGGGAAAAGAUUCCGUCAGAGUUCACACCUUGCUAGACAUGAGGGAACCCACAGGGAAGAAAAGCCCUUUAAAUGCCCUGACUGUGCAAAGCAUUUCAGUUGCACCACAAACCUUCUUACCCAUCAGAGAAUUCAUACAGGAGAGAAGCCCUACAAGUGUCAACACUGCGGGAAAAGCUUCACACACCAUUCAUACCUUCUGGGCCAUCAGAGAAUCCACACAGGAGAGAAACCCUAUAAGUGUCGACACUGUGGGAAAAGCUUUACACACCGCUCAAACCUUAGUACGCAUCAGAGAAUCCACACAGGAGAGCGACCUUACAAACCCCAUCAGUGUGCGGAGUGUGGGAAAUGCUUUUGUGGGAGCUCGAACCUGAUUACGCAUCAGAGAAUCCACACUGGAGAAAAACCCUAUCACUGCCCCAACUGCGGGAAAAGCUUCAGUGUGAAAUCAAACCUCACGACCCAUCAGAGAAUCCACACGGGAGAGAAACCCUAUAAGUGCUCUCACUGUGAUAAAAGGUUCAGCCAGAGCUCAGACCUCACUAAACACCAGCGAAUCCACACAGGGGAGAGACCCUACAGAUGUGAUGCAUGCGGCAAAAGCUUCAGUCGGAGCUCGCAGCUCCUGACGCACCAGAGAGUCCACACGGGAGUGAAACCUUAUAAAUGCCUUAAAUGUGGGAAAAGCUUCCGCGUGAGCUCCCAUCUCACUAAGCAUCGACGGAUCCACACGGGAGAGAGGCCUUAUCUGUGCUCGGAAUGCGGAAAGAGCUUUAGCCAGAGCUCAGACCUCACUGCCCACCAGAGGACCCAUACGGGGCAGAGACCCUACAGAUGCCCUGACUGCGGGAAAAGCUUCCGCCAGAGCUCACACCUCGUUAGACACCAGAGAACACACACGGGCAAGAGGCCUUUCAGUUGCACUGAGUGCGGGAAAAGCUUCAGCGUGAGCUCAGAGCUUCUCGCCCACCAGCGAACUCACACAGGUGAGAGGCCCUUCACCUGCCCCAGCUGUGGGGAGAGCUUCGGCCGGAGCUCCACCCUGGUCCUACACCAGAGAAUCCACAGCCAGGAAAAGCCCUACAAAUGCCCUGACUGUGGUAAAGGCUUUGGCCGUAGGUCACUCCUCAUCCUGCACCAGAGGAUCCACCUGGGGGACAGACCCUACAGCUGUGGGCACUGCGGGGAGAGCUUUAUUGACGGCUCCAACUUUGUGAGACAUCAGAGAGCCCAUGUGGGAGAGAAGCCCUACAAAUGCCCCGAGUGCAGAAAAGGGUUUGUGCGCAGCUCGGAUCUCAUUAAACACCAGAGGAUCCACGCCGGGCACAAGCCGUUCACAUGCACUGAGUGCGGGAAGAGUUUCAGCGAGAGCUCCAACCUGCACAGGCACCGGAGGGCCCACACGGGUGACCGGCCCUACAAGUGCUCCAACUGUGGGAAGAGCUUCGGCCAGAGCUCUGACCUCAUCAAACACCAGCGCACGCACAUGGGUGACCGGCCCUACAAAUGCACUGACUGCGGGAAAAGCUUCAGGCAGAGCUCGGACCUGGUCAAACACCAGAGGAUCCACAAUGGAGAGAAGCCCUACAAAUGCCCAGACUGUGGGAAAAGCUUUAGUGUGAGCUCAAGCCUUUCCUCACACCAGAGAAUCCAUGUCGCAGCGAAGCCCUACAAGUGCCCUGAGUGUGGGCAAAGCUUCAAUGUGAGAUCCACCCUGUCUACGCACCAGAGGAUCCACAGUGGAGAGAAACCCUUCAAGUGCUCCGAUUGUGGGAAAGGCUUCGGCCGCAGCUCCAACCUGGUCAGGCACCAGCGGAUCCACACCGGGGACAGACCCUACCAGUGCUGGGACUGUGGGAAAAGCUUCACUCAGAGCUCGACCCUUAAUAGACACCGGAGAGUCCACAUGGGAGAGCGGCCUCUCCUGCCUGCUGCAUCAGAGUGAUGGGCAAAGCCAAUGAUAUCUUGGCCAGCUGGCCAGAGGGUUAUUGGUACACGGGGCCUGGCCAUACACCCCUCAUGGCUGUGCCCCUGGGCUGGCAUGACUGCGAAUGAUUAUUUUAUUAUCCAUAUAAAUGUCUAGCCUUUUCCUGAAUCCUAGUACACAUUCCUCACCUCAGUACUUUCUUGGGUCUUUUCCUGGAGACCUGAGUUCGCUCAUGCCAGCUGAGGCCUUAUCUACACAGGAAAGUUAAGGUCUGAAUUUAAACUGAUCUAGUUAUCCCUGUUUAACACCCCCAGCCUCACAUGGAAGCUUUUAUUCCAAUAUAAGGGUGGCCUUUUUCCAGUUUAGUUUACAACAUUUAGCCACAGGAAUUAAGCAAACUGAAUACGGCACUCUUAUGCUGGUAUAACUGGUAAAACUUUCCCCACACAGAAAAGUCCUGGAGCUCUCUGGUUUCAAGAACUUUGUGAAGUAAGUUCCCCCCCCCACACCCCAUCAAACAGUGGAAAUGCACUGAUGUCUUUUCAGUGAUCUGACAGGCUUCUUCAGGUCAGUUCAAAUCUUAACCCCUUCCUUUCUGUUUUCCCAAACAUUAGCAUUAGCUAGCCAGUGGUGGAAAUGUCUCAGACUUGGCUGAGUUCAUCACUGUACAGCAGCAUCAGCCACUU